Molecule: messenger RNA, 3154 nt
Organism: Hippopotamus amphibius kiboko
Lineage: Eukaryota; Metazoa; Chordata; Mammalia; Artiodactyla; Hippopotamidae
Gene: TKFC
Product: triokinase and FMN cyclase
Exons: 20
Coding region: 1352-3091 (579 amino acids)
Biological process (GO): glycerol catabolic process
Cellular component (GO): cytosol
Molecular function (GO): glycerone kinase activity; ATP binding
Source: RefSeq, a predicted model, not a curated record
UGAGGGUGUCGCGUCGUGGGUGUUUGCGAAGCGGCGGUGGUUACUGAGAUAGCGGUCGCAGGCGAGAGUGGUUAGCGGAGGAGCCCUCGGGGCUGGUCCCCCUUUUGGAACUAGGAGGUACUGCAGAAGCCUCGAGAGGGGAGGACGGUUACUUCAAUUUGUGCACCUCCCAGACUAGAACCGAGGUUCGUACCUUCCUCCCCCGAGUCUUCCCAGUACCUCUCAACCCAGUCCUGCCCUGACCCUAGAAUGACCGAUCAGCCCCGCUUCACCUGGCGGGCUUUGGGGGGGAGGCACUUAGACGCUCCCCUCUCCCCUUAGAACUUGUGUUCGUGUUUGAAGGGCCCAGCCGGCACUUGCCUAGCAUUAUUAGUGGUCCUGGGCUGUGCACAUUCUGACCUCAAACACAAAAUCAGAAUUUCCCUGGUGAGAACUUUAGUGACCCAGGAAAGCAGUCAUUUAGCCCUGCAGCUUCCAGGCCACUACACAUCAGACAGGCUCUGCGAGGAGUGGGAGGAGAAUCACGUGGCUUGACGCACCUGCGCAAGGCCCCAGAGGAGGCAACCCCCAUUUUACAGACACAUGCACUCGAACCCAAGACCCCGGAUGAGCCCAAGACCCCUCUGAACCUGGCUGAACCGAAAGGAGCUAAAACGUUGUGGUUUGCAUGUGUGGUUUGCCGCACCCGGGACUUUCUGCCUUGACUUUGGAAGCACUGGAUUAUCAGUAGAAAGAACGCAGGAUCUGUAGAAAAACUAAACAUGGGUUUGAGUCCUGGCUUUUACUAGUAUGGCCUUGGACACAUCACUAGAGCUCUCUGGGUCAGUUUUCCAGAAGCAAAAUGGAGUCAGGCUCAACCUCCUCCUUCCUGGUGUGCUGCCAACACUGACAAGAGCAAGUGUGUGAAGAUCUUUAUGAACGUAUUCACUGUGUGUAGUGCCCAUGUGGUAGAUGAAGUUACUCUGUGGGUAACUUUGUCCCUUGGCGAUAAGGUGGGCACCCCUCCUGAGCAGAAGGCAGCCGUGUGCCCAGUGUGGAUCAAUCAGUGUUCUGGCAGCCUGGUGUAGGCGUGAACCUUGGUCAGCCCCAUGCUCUUCUCCAUCCCCAGCCCGUGUUCUAGAGUUUGGACUAGGAUCAAAGUCUGGGGCAGCUCCCUAAUUACUAGGGCCCUGGAAGCAUGCUUGUGCCAGGAGGCUGCAAGUGCCUUCAGCAGUUCAUGUUGUUACCCCUUCCUGCAGAUACUGCUUGCCAGCUUCACUGCGCUCAGGCCCGGUAGCACCCACGGCAUUGCCCAUCCUCCGGCAGCUCAUUGCGAAGGUGUGAACUCGACUUUCUUCAGAGCCUCCCCAGCAUGACCUCCAAGAAGCUAGUGAACUCGGUGGCAGGCUGUGCCGACGAUGCCCUUGCUGGCCUGGUGGCCUGCAACCCCAACCUGCAGCUCCUGCAGGGCCACCGUGUGGCCCUCCGUUCUGACCUGGACAGUCUCAAGGGCCAGGUGGCACUACUGUCAGGUGGGGGCUCUGGCCAUGAGCCCGCCCAUGCCGGUUUCAUAGGGAAGGGGAUGCUGACAGGGGUCAUCGCGGGAGCCGUGUUCACCUCCCCGGCAGUGGGCAGCAUCCUGGCAGCCAUCAGGGCAGUGGCCCAGGCAGGCACAGUGGGGACCCUCCUCAUUGUGAAGAACUACACUGGGGAUCGGCUCAACUUCGGCCUGGCCCGGGAGCAGGCCUGCGCAGAGGGCAUCCCUGUGGAGAUGGUAGUUAUCGGGGAUGACAGUGCCUUCACCAUCCUGAAGAAGGCAGGCAGGCGUGGGCUUUGUGGCACAGUGCUCAUACACAAGGUGGCGGGUGCGCUGGCUGAGGCAGGUGUGGGGCUAGAGGAGAUCACAAAUCGGGUGAGCGCGGUCGCCAAGGCCAUGGGAACCCUGGGAGUCAGCUUGUCCUCCUGCAGUGUCCCUGGUUCCAAACCCACCUUUGAGCUCUCAGCCGAUGAGGUGGAGCUGGGCCUUGGGAUCCACGGGGAGGCUGGCGUGCGCCGGAUAAAGAUGGCGACCGCGGACGAGAUUGUGGCGCUCAUGCUGGACCACAUGACAAGCUCCUCCAACGUGUCCCACGUGCCUGUGCAGUCUGGCUCCUCAGUAGUGCUGAUGGUCAACAACCUGGGCGGCCUGUCCUUCCUGGAACUGGGCAUCAUAGCGGAUGCCACCGUCCGCUCUCUGGAGGGUCGCGGGGUGAAGAUCGCUCGUGCCCUGGUGGGCACCUUCAUGUCAGCCCUGGAGAUGCCUGGCAUUUCCCUCACCCUUCUGCUGGUGGAUGAGUCCCUCCUGAAACUGAUAGAUGCUGAAACCACCGCCUCGGCCUGGCCUAAUGUGGCCAAGGUCUCAGUGACUGGGCGGAAGCGGAGCCGGGCCACCCCCGCCAAGCCCCUGGAGGCCCCUGAUUCCACUGCUGCAGGAGGCGCAGCCUCGAAGCAGAUGGUGCUUGUGCUGGAGCGGGUGUGCACCAUCCUCCUGGGUCUGGAGGAACACCUGAACGCCCUGGACCGCGCUGCUGGUGACGGGGACUGUGGCACCACCCACAGCCGCGCUGCCAAAGCGAUUCAGGGGUGGCUGAAGGAGGGCCCACCUCCUGCCAGCCCUGCCCAGCUCCUCUCCAAAUUGUCAGUCCUGCUACUGGAGAAGAUGGGAGGCUCAUCUGGGGCGCUCUACGGCCUCUUCCUGACUGCAGCCGCCCAGCCCCUCAAGGCCAAGACCGACCUCCCAGCCUGGUCUGCUGCCAUGGAUGCUGGCCUGGAGGCCAUGCAGAAGUAUGGAAAGGCUGCCCCAGGGGACAGGACUAUGCUGGAUUCUCUGUGGGCAGCAGGACAGGAGCUCCAAGCGUGGAAGAGCCCAGGGGCUAAUCUGCUCCAAAUCCUGACCAGAGCAGUCAAGAGUGCAGAAGCCGCAGCCGAGGCCACCAAGCAUAUGGAAGCUGGAGCUGGAAGAGCCAGUUACAUCAGCUCUGCGCGCCUGGACCAGCCAGAUCCCGGGGCGGUGGCGGCCGCGGCCAUUCUCCGUGCCAUCCUGGAGGUCUUGCAGAGCCAGGACUCCCUGUGAAAGGUCUUCUGCAUCUGAACUGAGCCAGUGUAGAAAAGCAAGCCAAUAAACCACACUGAAGCA